AUGUCCUCAGAGUCACCCGACAAGCAUAUCAGACUUAAUGCUCAGCAGAUUGGAGAACUUGUGAAUGAAUUUCAUGAGCACAGAUCACAAGGCAAGCCUCGAGCUUCGAGACCUGCAUCAGAGAGAAGGAUUGAGAUUUUUCUGGCAUAUCUUGCUUCAGGAGGUUACUACCGUCAAGUUGCCUACACGUAUGGGGUUGCAACAUCAACUGCAUCCGAUUAUUUACAUGAAGUAAGCGACUUCAUGAUGGACAGAGCUCCAAAUUACAUUAAACUUCCACAGCCAGAGGAAUACCAAGAUCUAUCAUCACCAUUAACUAACAUAGGAGGGAGAGUUACCCGUGUGAUCCUGUACAUCGAUGGACUUAUCGUAAGGAUUCAGCGCCCAGCGCAUGCGGGGGAUGCCUAUUAUUGUGGACGAGCUGGCAAGGCCUGUGACUCUAUUAAUGUCCAGUACGUUGUAGAUAAACGAGGAAUUGUCCGACAUGUUGUAUCGGGUCUGUCUGGUGCCACCCAUGAUAAGACCGCCAUUGAAUGGUCUCAGGAAUUCAUGGAUUAUCUUGAUGGGUUACCAGAUGAUGUGGUUGUCCUUGGUGAUCCAGCGUAUCGCAAUCUCCAUCCACGAGUCACAACUACGUUCACCGGAAGGAAUCUUACUCGCGAGCAGCAAGCAUUCAAUGGCCAUUGCACCAGGCUGAGGCAGAUUGUCGAAAGAAGCAUUGGAGCCACAGAGCUGAAAUGGCGAAUGGACCAACACAAGGAAAAUAGAUAUGCAGCAAAAGGAGGUCCCCUUUUUGCUGCUAAGUGCACCAUUAGUAUUUGUGCACUCCACAACCAUUUUACAAAUUUCCUGUGA
Molecule: messenger RNA, 855 nt
Organism: Lineus longissimus
Lineage: Eukaryota; Metazoa; Nemertea; Pilidiophora; Heteronemertea; Lineidae
Exons: 2
Coding region: 1-855 (284 amino acids)
Source: RefSeq, a predicted model, not a curated record